AGAACAGGAACCCUUAUCACUGUUUUAUGUUCAUUCAAGGUGCAGACCCGUCCAUCUUGAUCAUUUGCUGAUGAAUCCCAUCCACGUUUGCUGCUCCUAAUGUUGCCAGCUUUCAAGCUUACUCCAACUAUUUAAACCAGUCGCGGUUGUCGGUUUAGCGGAAUUUUACAAUCAGCCAUCACUGCAAUGAUGCACUCACACAUUUGCAGUGCCAGCUAGCGAUAUUAGUCACGGUAACUAUUUGGUGGUGCUCUGAGUUUUGAGCAGUCCCGUACAGAAAUUGCCAUGUUGCGUAGUUGAGGGCAAUUUUUAUCAGUUUCAUUAGUACAGCGCAAGCCGAUAGCUGGUAAAAUUCUAACGACUUGCUUAGCUAUGAGCUUUUGGUUGAUUAUGAUUUUAUAUGCAUCGAAACUUAUCCGCUGCAGAUACCUCUGAAAUGAAGUCUGUAGUGGAUGAAAUAUGAAUUGAGUUUAUCUGUUAGGUGAAAUCUGGUUUAAACUGGAAUACAUUCCUGCGAUUGAUUAACGAUUUAAGUGAAUUCGGUUAAGAAUUAGUGAUUGUGAGUUGUAACUUCUCUACAGUCAAAACAAACUGUACUGUUAAAUGUGUUAUCUUAACUUAUAUGCUUGUAGAUUCUGCAUACUAUUUUUGUUAUGACGACUCUCUGCGAUAUUUAAAUUAAAGCGUCUUAAAGUAAUCAAUGAAAUACAACUUUAGUUUUCAUAUGCAGUUUGUAUUUACUGUGUUCUGUGCUUGAAAUUUAACCGGACAGCAAUGGGUUACAACCCGGUAAACUGACUGCCAUGAUGACAACAACGACAGAUAAAGAUCCCUCUCCUGUAAACCUACAAGAUCUUCUGGAGAACCAGACUGAUGAUAUCGCAGUUUUGUCUCAGCUGUUUAAAGAACAGCACGAGGAGCAUAUCCGCCAGCAACAGGACACGCGGUCAGAUGAACUGACCAGACAAGUCAACGACAGGCUCCUCAUCAGACACGCUAAUCAGAACCAGGUUGAUGAGUCCUUAACGUCGCUGAGAGUACAGAUAUCCCUGUUGGAGCAGCAGCAGCAGCAGGAAACAGAGAAUGGUAAUAACAGUGGGGCUCAUUGUGGAAGGUGGAGAUGUAGUGUUAUGAGCUGCAGGAUUGAACAGUCCCAUCAUGAUUACACGCAACCUUUUCAGGAUGGAAAUAGACACAUCUUCUUUUGGGAUUGUUGUCUUAGUGACGCUGAAAAUUCCAAAAAGUGCGAUAUGGAUUUAUUUGAUUUUGAUGAUUGACCAAUUUAUUUACUGCAACGCUUUGAAGCGGGGAUAUUGUUCAAGUUUACUGUUUUAAAGAAGAGUUUCCUCGAAAUCAAAUUUUUUGAUAUAACAUUCAAAUUUCUUCGAAAUUAUACAUGUUGCUGAAUAUUUAACAAAGUUGUCGGUAGCUUGUUGUACAUUUGAUGUUUUGUGGCGGCAUUUUCUCGGCACAGAGGGCAGUAAAGCUUCUUGCUGCAUCACUGCUUAUCAACCAACACUCAAGGUUAGACACCACCAUGCCGAGUCACACGUUUAAGCUAAUUAAUUCGAGAAAAAAAUCAAAUUUUCGUCGGCGACCACGGCAUAAAUACAGCGCAUUUAACAGUUUAGAAUGAAUGGGCGGUGUUAAUACAUGUUAAUAUCUUAAUCCAAACAAUCUGAUGAUAAUCACAAACAGUUCAAUCGAUACCUAGCAUGUAGAGUUAACACAGAUUUGUAAAUAAUGUUUUAUUUUCAAUCACAGUCAGCAAAAAAGCUUCCUGAAACGCGAUUUAGUAAAAGACAAAUUCAUCUAAGUGUGUUUAACAAAUAUUCACAGGGUUUAGGCUUGAAAUGUAUAUAAUUCCUUCGGAAUAGAAUGUCCAGACAGUAUGUCGGGUGAGCUCAACUAUUCACUUGUUCAAGAAGCUAAAAAAUGCAAAUACUCCCUUAUUCCUGCCAACCUUUCUGUUGAAGAUGUUUUGUUCGUCUGGCAGAAUGUCUCGCAAUUCAUCGUCAGACAGCUCCUGCAGAACAAGGCGGUUAACAUGACGGGGUUAGGAAUGUUCUCUGUUCUGAAGAGAUCCCUAGAUCUGGGAAGUGACCGACGCGUGUAUGUUCAGAGACCCAUCUUUGUACUGUCAGAGAAAUUCGCCAAACUACACGGAAUUACUUACGCUAAAUAUCAAUCUCCUGGAGAGGUGCCGGUUGUUCAACUGAACUUGGCUGCCAUUUCGAUGGAGAUUGGCGUAGACAGAGAUGUUGUUGACACAUGCAUUCGAGAGCUCAUAUCUACAUUUUCACGCACAGUUAACUCGAGAAAACAUUCGUAUCUCGCAUUCAAAGACAUCGGUCAGUUGGUAGUCAAAGACGGCAAGGCGAAGAUGAAAUUCUUUAAAGAUUUCCUACGAACAAUAGAUGGAACCAGGUCUCUGAUGACAUCUCAUCUUUUAUCUCGACCCCAUACAACUGACUCCUUCAUUUCGAGAAGUUCGAUGAUGAGCUCUAUGUCUAGCAUGAGACCUAACACAUACGUUUUACCAAGUGCCAGCAAUAGAAAUAUCUGGACGAACACAAAAACUGAGGAUGAAAUACCAGAUAGACCCCCAUCAGUGAUUAGUAACCACGGUGGAAACCUCACCCUUUCGCCUCUUGGAACCGUCGAUGAGGACGAGGUCCCGAAUGAACUUGAGGUGAAGUUUGAUCUGCCAGCACCGCCAACUAGAUCUAGUUUCUGUAGCGAUGUUUUAGCUUACGACGGUGGGAUGGAAAUACCAAAACUGGAAAAUAUAAGCAAGAUCAAAAAAUCAGAUCUGAAGCCAGUAAAAGUAAAAGAGGAAGAACCGCUCCCAGAGAAGGAGAUUAAGACAACGUUUAAAGAUCCGUUACAAACUGUCAUCGUUUCCGAGGAAGAAGCCAAGAAACCUCUGUCGCCAGAAUUGGCGGCUGGUUGCAAGCACAACUCUGGCCAGGAGCUGUGUUAUCUGUGUCACCAGAGGCAGCGCCGUAAUAUUCCAAUAUCCUUCACGGAGGAGAAGGCCAAGGCCGAGCAGGAACUAGACCGCGUUCUGCAACAGUACCAGAUGUUUAAAGAUGAUCAGUUUUACGACCAAGAACGGCGGUAUGUCUCACGCGAGAAGGAAAUGUGUAAAGAAGUUGCUGAGUCUAAUCUUGUUCUGGCAGAAAAAGUUCGACAAGAGAAAGUUCCUGACAAAGCCUUCCAUCAAUCGUACAUUUUCGCUCGAAGCGGAACAGUACCGCGUAGAUAUUUGACACAAGAUCAAUAUAGCAACAUACUGGAUGGACAAGUAAAGAUAAAAACAGACCGCCACCAGAAAGAGAAAAGUGAGACUGACAAGCAGGAACGCGCCGAGCAGACGUAUCUCACUCAGGGGCUCGCUGCCUCCAAACAGCGGUUUAUCGAGUCCAAAGCUUCCGCCAUAAAACAAUACCAGACCGCUCUCAAUAGCCAGCUUCAAAACCAGCCAUUCCGGUUUCCACCUGCUGUUCCCGAUUCAGAAGGACCCAUUUUUGGUAAGAUCGACGUUACUCCGGAACGAGUAAGGGACAUGCGAAAGAGGGCAAAAGAAGUGAUGAAACAUCAGCUGAAAGCGAUGGAGGACAAGAAAAACGGUGUAGAAAAAGAAAAGCAGAAUUCGGUGAAAUAUGAAGUUGAGCUCUUGGAACGAGCCAAAACAGAGCUACGAGAGGAAUGCUACAAGAAGUAUUUGAUGAGAAAGGGGGUAAGAGAUGGUUUGGAGAAAAGCUGGUUGGCACAAAGCCAACUCAAGGUGUCACGUGAAACUGACGAACUCAAACACCGGAUGAAAUCAGGGUUGACUCUGCUUCACAUUUGGGAUAGGAUCGCUGCUGCUCGAUCAAUGCGACAAAUACAAACGCUGCGAACAGUGCAAGAAAUGUUAUGAAAACGCUGGCACCUCCAACGUGUGGAAAGAGAGUCGUUAUAUUGCCGGGUGCCGGCUCAUGGUUUAGUAACAUAGACUUUUAAAUCGGUGGACACCAUACCUCUUCUUAUUCAUAUUAUUGAUAUGUUUAAUUUUUAGGAAGCUUUAAACUUUAAUUUAGCUUAAAUUUUCUUUUAGGUUUGAAUUACUUACACUUACAGUGGGUUUGGAUGGUUUAAUUUUUACUUGAGAAUUAUGAUUUGAGACAAUGAUAUACUUCCGAAUCAUAUAUUUGCACACAUAACUCAAAUGUGAUAACAAUUUUUCUGAUCUCCUUACAUUUCCUGAAAGUUGAUUGUAAACUGGCAGCUUACACUUUAAGCUAUAACUAUAGAAUAUAUCCCAGAUUAUAUGGACAUGUUAUUAACAUUGAACUGAAUGCAUAUCACCGAUCCGAGAGGACAUAUGGUUAUAUACGAUGUAUAGUUUUUAUGUACAGUUUUUGGAUGAUGUUAUGUACAAAUGAAAACUAAGAACACAUUAUUUAACGAUUACAAUAAAGAUUUUUUUCGUUCAAA
Bolinopsis microptera is the source of this 4482-nucleotide messenger RNA. Its product is annotated as coiled-coil domain-containing protein 81-like. NCBI's taxonomy places the organism in Eukaryota, Metazoa, Ctenophora, Tentaculata, Lobata, Bolinopsidae. The coding region runs from base 1892 to 3925 and encodes 677 amino acids. The record is from RefSeq and is a predicted model, not a curated record. The transcript has 12 exons. Gene Ontology annotation, cellular component: centrosome.